Messenger RNA from Colletotrichum fioriniae, 174 nucleotides. Lineage: Eukaryota; Fungi; Ascomycota; Sordariomycetes; Glomerellales; Glomerellaceae. The record is from RefSeq and is a predicted model, not a curated record.
AUGACCUGGCUCGGAGCUCGCGCACUCAAGAAGUACCCCACGCCCGUCCUUAAGCCGAUGGCGCCUUUCUUCGCUGCCGGUCUGGUCAUUGCCUACGGCAUCAACUCUGCCCAGAACGCCAUGAUGAAGUGUACGUCGCGCAAACGAGGAACCCCCCGAAAGACCGCAGACUAA